AUGGAUUCAUCACCAUCAAGUAUUCAACAAAAUACAUGUUGUUUAUCGAAUAAUAGAAAAUUACUUCAUGUAUGUUCACGUUGUCAUCGAACAUUUAAAGAUAUUAAUAAUUUUCGUGAACAUUUAUUUCAAGAACAUGGUGAAAAAUAUUUAAAUGUGAGACAAUGUAAAUUAUGUUCGUAUGCAACAUUAUUAAAAUCAAAAUACGAUUGUCAUAUGCGUUGUCAUCUAAAUAAUCGCAUAAUUAAAUGUAAUAAAUGUGACUAUUCAACAAUUAAUAUCAGACAUAUGUCCAAACAUGAACGAAUGCAUGUUGGAGAAAUGGCCAAACAACAACAUGUAUCAAAUGAUUCCGAUAAUCAUUAUCAAGAACAAUUGAAUUCGAGUAUAGUGAAAAAAGCUCGCUAUAAUUGGUCAGAUGCAAUGAAUUCAUAUCAUCAAUUACUUGAUAAGAUUAAAUGCCGUACGUCGUCUACGACAUACGAAAACGUAGAACAAACAAUAACCAAUUUUUUACCAUUUGUUCCAUUAGAUGCUUCAUCGAACAAUAGUAUUUUGUCAAUAUUAAAUAGUAAUGAAUAUACUAAAGAAAUCAGAAAACAUAUGAAUCAAAAAUACACAUCAGACAAAAUUACUUAUGGUGAAAGCGAAGAGACAAAUAUUAAUAACAAACGAAUUUUUCCAGAUGAUAAUAUGGCAUCAGCUUCGAAUACUAAAGAUGAUGACAUUCGAUCAAAUAAUUUACCAUUACCAUCGUAUAAUAUAAAUAACGAUAGUGUUGUUAAUUCUUGCGCACCAACAAGUGAAUGUAACUCAACAUUAUUUCAUAUUGAUCAAUCUUCAUCAUCCAAUGAACAAACAACUGGGAAUAGUAUCAAUAACCAUUUAUCACCUCCGACUAUAUCAUCUCCAAGAAUACAUGAGAACGCACAACAAUCACGCGUAAUUUCAUCAACUGACUGCUUAUCUGCUCCAGAUCCAAAAAUCGAUACGUCAUCAAAUUCUUCGUCGACAACAUCUGUUCUUGCAGCUUGUACAAGUGAUAUGGAGUGUACAGCUACAACGUCUUGUUUACACCGUAAUGAUUUAAUUUCAUUGCGUCGAAAUGUGUUUCAUAUGCUAAGUUUAUUUAUGCCACACUUAACGGUGUGUUUUCCAUUUAUGUCAGCGUUUAAUCCAGAACAGUCAUACAUAGAUAAAAUAGUUGAAGAUCUAAUACGUUUUCAAACGUGUACCAGUACACCAACAUCUCAUACGUUUUUAUAA
Messenger RNA from Didymodactylos carnosus, 1266 nucleotides. The record is from the annotation of a GenBank genome assembly. NCBI's taxonomy places the organism in Eukaryota, Metazoa, Rotifera, Eurotatoria, Philodinida, Philodinidae.